CCCGCCCCCUGAGUGCGUUGCCCCGCCCCUCGGCCGCGCUGUUCGCGAUCUCGGCGGCGAGCCGGGAGUUCGGGGUUGCUCUCCAAGAUGGCGCGCGUGCUGAAGGCGGCUGCGAGUGCGGCAGGGCUCUUGUGCAGACGGCUGCCCCCGGCCCCGGCCGUGAGAACACACUCCACAUCACAGUUCUCUCACCAAGUGGCGCCUUCCCUGUGGAAGCUGGGCCGACUCAAUCAUGUUGCCAUCGCCGUGCCCGACUUGGAAAGAGCCAAGGCAUUUUACCAGAAUGUUCUGGGCGCUGAGGUGAGCGAGGCCGUUCCCCUGCCCGAGCACGGCGUGUCUGUCGUGUUCGUCAGCCUGGGCAACACCAAGAUGGAGCUGCUGCACCCGCUGGGGAUGGACAGCCCCAUCGAAGGCUUCCUGCGGAAGAACAAGGUGGGGGGCAUCCACCACGUCUGUAUCGAGGUGGACGAUAUCAAUGCAGCCGUGCUCGACCUGAAAAAAAAGAAGAUCCGGAUUCUGAGUGAAGAGGCCAAAAUUGGAGCCCACGGGAAGCCUGUGAUCUUUCUGCACCCCAAAGACUGUGGGGGUGUCCUGGUGGAGCUGGAGCAGGCGUGAUGCCUGUCUGCGUCCAUCACAGACACAGGCACGGGACGCUGUAGGCCUGGGAGCAACGCCAAGGGCUCCCCUAUGAGACAAUAAAACGUGGGCGUCUCCAGUGGUCCCCGAUAUCACUCCUAGCUUUUCUCCAAGAAUCUGAAGUCACUAGUUUCGUUCUGGGUGUUGGGUUUUACCCUGGUGCUUGGGGGUUGCUGCGAGCAGGCUCCGGGGGCUGGGCCCGGGGCUCCCCGUGCGUGUCAGACGCCGCAGCCCUUUGAGUUUCUCCUGGCUCGAGGCCUGGAGAGUCCGCACACUGCUGCAUCAAAGGAGCACCAGGGACUCUGCAGACGGAGGGGUGGCCCUCGGGCGCCGGCCUGGGGGAAGACACGAGGGAGACUUAGUGGGGAAAGCGGGAGGCUCUCCGGGUGAUCGCUCCUGCAGAAUUGCGGCACAGUGGUUCCCAGAGUGCAGAGUCCUGCAGGAACACGGGGCGAGGGGCUGGGGUCACAGGCAUGGCACUAGCGCUUGGUGGGGGUCCACUUGGUCUUGUGCCCAGACAGACAGAGCUGUACCCAAGAUUUAGGUAGCAUUGCAAUCAAUAAAACUUGAAUGUUUGGUUCUAUCGUAUAUUUCCCGCUUUGGGGAAAACAGAUUUCUGAGCACUUUGAGAGCAUUAUCAAAUCAUGAGCAUUAUGAAAAUAAACUUUCCUGUUCAAGCCAA
Messenger RNA from Sorex araneus (European shrew), 1318 nucleotides. It is a transcript of the gene MCEE, whose product is annotated as methylmalonyl-CoA epimerase. Lineage: Eukaryota; Metazoa; Chordata; Mammalia; Eulipotyphla; Soricidae. The transcript has 3 exons. Gene Ontology annotation, cellular component: mitochondrion. The coding region runs from base 88 to 615 and encodes 175 amino acids. The record is from RefSeq and is a predicted model, not a curated record. Gene Ontology annotation, molecular function: methylmalonyl-CoA epimerase activity. Gene Ontology annotation, biological process: L-methylmalonyl-CoA metabolic process.